This is a messenger RNA of Aureococcus anophagefferens, 558 nucleotides long. Its product is annotated as expressed protein. The record is from RefSeq and is a predicted model, not a curated record. The transcript has a single exon. NCBI's taxonomy places the organism in Eukaryota, Pelagophyceae, Pelagomonadales, Pelagomonadaceae. The annotation marks the transcript as partial.
AUGAUGACGACGUUUCCCCGACUUCUCCUCGCCGCGACCUUCCUGGCGUCGGCGGACGCCUUUGGGUAUAUCAUCCCGCCGGAGACGACCACUACGGCGGCGCCCCCCGUGGAGACGACCACUACGGCGGCGCCCGCCGGAGCGCAGGCGAAGGUGACGACGUCGCUCUUCAUGACGGGGCUCUCGGCCUCGGACGUGAACGAGGACGCGGACGUGCGGGCGGCGCUCAAGGCGACGAUCAUCUCGUUGGGCGGCUACGACGAUGUGUCGAACAUCGUGGCCGAGAGCACGUCGACCCGGCGGCGGCUCCAGGACGAGGACGGCGCCAAAGUCUCGUUCAACGCCACCAUCUUCGCGGACGACGUCUCGGCCGCGGAGGACGCGGCGGCCGAGGCGACGAACGCGCUCCAAGAGGCCGUGGAGAGCGGCAAGUUCCUCCCAGAGCUUAAGGCGCAGGCCGCCGAGCGGUCUCCCGAGGCAGCGGACGCGCUCGAAGGCGCCGGCGUGGACAAGGAGAAGACGCUCGACGCGCUCGCCGAAGCGACCGUUACGGUGGAG